Molecule: messenger RNA, 3395 nt
Organism: Harpegnathos saltator (Jerdon's jumping ant)
Lineage: Eukaryota; Metazoa; Arthropoda; Insecta; Hymenoptera; Formicidae
Product: AMMECR1-like protein
Exons: 4
Coding region: 1626-2324 (232 amino acids)
Source: RefSeq, a predicted model, not a curated record
CGUGCGUGUCGAUGGUGCGGCGUGUCGAAGGGCAUGCUUUUCGCGUACACGAAGGGAGUACGUGCUCCGCCGGCGAUUACGUCGUUGACGCGGCGGAGCGCGCGUGCUUACGCGCCGUGACAGUCCGCCGCGCGUCGCGCGCGACGACGAUCUUCGCGGCGGUCGCGGGCGUGCGGGCGUCGACAUAUUGCGCGCAGUCGAGAGUGCAUUCGCGUCUGACGGAGAGGAGGUCGGCCGAGACGACGUUUUCCCCGGCUUUCUUUCUUCCCCGGGCGCGAGCGCUCGGCGAAAUCGCGCGUCGUCACGUCGCUCUCUCGUGUCGACUUGGUUGUGCCGGCUCGUGAUUCUCGCAACGUGCUCGCGACGUAGUAAAGUUCACCACCGCCGUCGCCGCCGCCGCUGUUCAUCACCCUGUGAUGGGGGUGCGUGGUAAAAUACGAGCUCGCCGUGUCACACCGCAACCGCACGGUCCUUCGCGCACUUGCCGCGCGGUAAGUAACGCGCGACGAGCAGGCGGACGUGAGCGGUCGAGAAUUGCGAACCGAGGCAUUCGCUGUCGCUUUCACCUAUCGCGUGGCGUGUUUAACCGUCGCCGUUGGACCUCGCGACUCGCUGCGUUAGAUCGAUGCGGGAAAGUGCGUACGCGCGAUUAUCUCGCCGCGUGUAUGAAUUGAAUUGGCGACGACUGAAGCGUCGUGCGGCAUUGUUGUGUGGCAUAAUACUCCGCUCUGCCAAGUGGAGGAGCUCACGUGCCUGAUUCUUUCGCGGUGACCUAGCCGACACCCGUAAUCUUCUGCGUCUGUCCGAAGGAUAUCGAGUUUGGUAAAAGUGCGCGUCCGUAAAACCUGCUGGGACAUGUGUCGUGUUAGAAUGAGUUUUGAAACUCGUCCAGGAGGACGAUUUGCGAAUGACGCGGCAACUCUUUGCCGAUGUCAAUUGUUUCUGAAAAAGUAGGAAGGAGAUUCCUUCAUUGUCGCGUUGUCUAUCGCUCCGCGUGUUGUCGCUCGUUGAAGAACGAGACUCCUGCUCGCAGCCUGCUCGCUUUGCUAUGCCUUAGCAAACGGUAGAAGUACGUCAAGAGACAAGUAGACACCCGACGUUAUCGUUCGAGCCAUUUUUGUUGUAUGUAUUGUUUCGUCCAGUCUCACGUCGAGAAUCAUACCAUCUUGGAUCGCGCACGCUCCUUCCUUCGACUGUGUGUGUCCUUCACGCAAUUCGCACGCAAUUCUGUUCUUCCCCCUUCCCUUCAGACGCCUCGAUGCGUAUUUAUUUCAUCUUGGGUGCAGAAAGUGCAACACAGUGCAACAAAACAGGACCGAGCUUUCGUCUCUUUGUAUUAUGAAUGAACGAACGUUUGCGCGAAGCGGCGCGCGUGGGUCGAUCGUAUGGGAGCGUAAGCGGGGGACGGACGAAUCUCGCGGCAGCGAAAUGGCGGGCGAUGAAACAGCUGUUUUGGCGUGCGCGGUGGCAUCUGGCGGGGCGCGCGCGCGACACCGCACGCUACGACGAGGACGACGACGGCGGCGGCCGCGACGGGCGGACGAGAGUGAGACACACACCACGGGUCGUAGACCGUUCGUGUCCGCAGUCGGGUCGCGGGAGUCGACGGCAGUCGAGUGGGAAACAUGGCUGCUGGCUGUUGCGGUACGAAGAAGCAAAAGUUGAACAACAACUCGACGGGCGCACCGUGUAAUGGUACCACGGUGUUGUCAAACGGCACACGUAUACGUAACACGCCGAUCGUGCAGCCCGAGAUGGGUUUCUACUGUUUCGAUGUCCUCUACUGCCAACUGCACCAACUCGACCCACCAAAACCGCCCAACUUUAGCAACGAAGCAUUCCCCCUGUUUGUAACAUGGACAAUUGGCAAGGACAUGAGAUUACGUGGUUGUAUCGGUACAUUCAAUGCCAUGCACUUACAUGCAGGACUUAGGGAAUAUGCUACUACUAGUGCUUUUAAGGAUUCGCGGUUUAAUCCUAUAACAAGAGAAGAAUUACCACGCUUACAUGUAAGUGUGUCUAUACUGCGGCAUUUUGAGGAUGGCGUAGAUUACUUAGACUGGGAAAUAGGAGUUCACGGUAUUCGUAUAGAGUUCCACAAUGAGAAGGGCAACAAAAGAACUGCUACUUAUUUACCUGAUGUUGCGACCGAGCAAGGUUGGGACCAGAUACAGACGAUAGACUCGUUACUACACAAGGGCGGCUAUAAGGGCUUAGUCACACCAGACAUUAGGCGCAGCUUGAAGCUGACGCGGUACCAGAGCGAGAAGGUUACUGUAAGCUAUCAAGACUACAUGACACAUUGGCACAACCGGAGAUGCUAGCAGCUGGCUUGGGGUCCUAUUCAGGGGCCCCUACCUUGCCAAACGCCUGGCACGUUUUGUUACAAAAAUACUGACACAGUUAAUACCAUUUAUCCACAAUACAGUACCACUCAAUAUAACUCUUUCAUGGCCAAUCAACAGCAUACCUUAGUUAUGGUCCAACCAAAUCACCCCACUUUCAUACAUACGCUACCGAUGCCACCGAUUUCUUCAGUUAUGUUACCCAUGCAAAACUACCCACCAUUCUGAUAGAAUUAUAUGUCGCAUCCUUCAUUUCGCUUCAUCGUUAUUCUUUACAAAGUUUUGUAACGUUGAAAAAUGAAUUUCUAGGAUGCGGUAAGAGGCGAUCUAAUGUCAUGUAUGAUCUAUUUUACUGCUUUAAUUGGUGCCUAUUAUAUUUUGAUUGUUCAGCAUUUAGUCUUUCUAUCUGUUCUUUUUGUCUUUCUCAUUUUCCCUUGUGUCGCGCGAUAUAUUCCUCUGUGAGGAAAAUGCAAGUGAGUAUGGUAGUAAAUGUUCUUCCAAGGUGACACUUGCGAUAAAAAUAAAUGAUAUUAGCGGCUAGAGACAUUUCUAUAAGGUAGAUUCUUGUUCUCGUGUUGUACAAUUUUAUGAUUGUUAAAUUGGAAUCGAAAAUGGAAGAAUGAUCUAUUUGCGUGCAACGAUGGAACCAAGUUCAGUUCGCUAACGCUUUAUAAUUCGACUAGCCACCGAUCGAUGUAUGAGAUGUAAAUACUACAAUUAGCUUUGCCAUCAUGCUAGGAUAUUCGACGGGAACAUUGGUAUUUACAAAACGAGUGCCGUAAGGAACCUUCGAGAAUUCGUGACGGUUCUGUGUUUGCAUAUUUAUUUGCGCCGUCGAACGCAGAUAUAAAUUACCGGCAGAUUUUGCGAGCAAAGGAAUAUUCAAAUUUCCUUAUAUACAGUCGAGGAGUAAUUUUAUUUAUCGAAGCAAAGUCAACAAACUGACGCGCUAUAUCAUUUGCAACGUACAAAACUUGUUUCCUUUCUAAGAUGUAACGCAUUAAUUGUUCCAUACUUAACACCUCACACGAUAUAACACUAUAACGUCUG